AUGAAAUUUCUUUCUAUUGCUACCAUGGCCUUAUUCGUGGUUAUGUCGGCUUCAAUCCACAUAACUGAUGAAGGUCAAAUCUUCAGUAAUGGAGCCAGACGUCCUGUUUUAAACUCUAACUUCAGGAUGUCAUGUCUACAAAAUUCAAUUUACGACGAAACUGAAAUAACAGAUUUUGCUGCAAAAGCGUAUCAAGAACUUGAACGUAGUGUCUCUAACCUGGACCGUCACAAAUUUGACCCAUUUCCCAACGAAUUGCUUUACGCUUAUCAUAUUGGACGUAGUCAGAUGUCAACUUUUGGUGAAUACCAACAUUAUAUAAUUAUCAACUUUGUAGGGAAUUUUUUUGCUGGCUUUUCAUGUUAUAAUACCAGAAAUGGAUGGGCGACCACAUUGUGUAGGUUUGUUGAGGGGACACAAUUCUAUUCUCCGGCGAGCUAUCGACGACUAUAUUUGGCGACAUUACUUAGAGUAGCCCUGAACUUGAUCAAUAUGAUCCAUAUACUUGUAGGACCUAACAGGGGAUUUUGUAGUGGAUAUUAG
Molecule: messenger RNA, 543 nt
Organism: Blumeria graminis f. sp. triticale
Lineage: Eukaryota; Fungi; Ascomycota; Leotiomycetes; Helotiales; Erysiphaceae
Source: the annotation of a GenBank genome assembly